Molecule: messenger RNA, 1267 nt
Organism: Panicum virgatum (switchgrass)
Lineage: Eukaryota; Viridiplantae; Streptophyta; Magnoliopsida; Poales; Poaceae
Exons: 3
Coding region: 208-942 (244 amino acids)
Source: RefSeq, a predicted model, not a curated record
GAAGAGGAAGUGCGAGAAUUUGAGAGUGGGAAGAAGCCAUGGCCAUGUACAACCACUCCUAGUCUUCGAUGCAAGUGUGGUAUUCUGGCCACAAAAGGGGUAGUUCCUUCUGAGCUUGGCUACGGAUAUUACUGUGGCAAUAGCUACGGAGAGUAUUGGGAGGGAAGGACAUGUGAUUACGAGUGGUUCCAAGGCCGGUAUGAGCUAAUGAUGCAAUUGGGCAGAACAAAAGAUCCUUGGAAAUCUCGAGACACUUUAAAUAGAAAACUGAAGAUAAGGAAGGAUUACCAAGUUACUUUGCCCCUUGAGUCAUUUCUGUCAGGGCCUAUACUCCAAGACCUACGGCGUGAGUAUGGAAAGAAGGCAGCAGAAAAGGCGACUCUUGAGGAUUGCAUUGUUUAUUGGAGGAAGAACCGAAGCAAGUACCCACGGCCCCUCACAGAUAGGGAGCUUUUGGCAAAUUAUGAGAAGAAGGAGAAGGAGGAGGAGAUGGAAAGGCAGAGGUUAAGGGAGGAAGGAGCAAAGAAAUGUUUUACUGUUGAUCCGGAAGCUAAAUACCGAAAGGGUUCAUGGGAAGAAUAUUUUCAGAAAUUGGAGGCUAACAAGAGGAUGGAAGAAAUGGAAAAGAUGGAGGAUUUAGCUCAGGAGGCUCAGAUGGAGGCAAUGCAGGCCCUAGUUGCCGAUCUGCCACACAAGGUGCCCAACGUUGAGAAUGAUGUGUCAUCCGCAAGCACGGAGGUUUUGGUUGUUAGAGCUACUCAAAUGAAGUCAAUGAAGGCAUUUGUAGGUGACCUACCUGCCCAGGAUCACCCGUCUGACAGGAAAGGAAAAGCAGUGGACACACCUGUAGUCGAUAACCAAGGGAAUAGUGCAGUGCAGGACAAAGGGAAGAGUGCUUCUGAGCAUGACCACGUUCCUGAUGAUGGAGAUGAUGACGAGUGAUGGUCAAUGAAUGUAGAUGAAAUAGAAGUCAGUGUCCCAAAUUGAGGUAAGAAAGGGGAAAGCUGUAGUCCAAGAUGAUGGAGAUGAUGAUGAUGAUGGUUGGGGAGAUCUUUUGAUUGAAGACGACUCUGAUUAGCUUGUUUUAUUUAUAAUUGUAUGACUCUAUAUAUGAUUGGACUAUGUGUGAUGGACUUUUUUUAUUGCUGGACUAUUUAUGUGCAAAACAUAUUCAUGUGGUUGUCGUAUGUGUAUGAGACUUUAUUUGUAAUUUCGAACAUUGUAUGGUUAUGAAAUUAGGAAUUUAUUUAGUUUGUAUCGUGUGCAA